GUAUUUGUUUCUUUCAGAAUGUCGCCUAUUUGGGUGCUGGGCGCAGUCCUCACAGGGUUUUUCCUGUGUCAGUUUCAUGGAUCUCUAGCAGGUUCUGGUGUUGAAUUGGUGGGGAGGUCACUCUUGCAAGACAAUGACUAUUCUGCUCUACUCGAGGCUGAUGCCAGCCAACAUGGACUUCAAAAAAGACGUUUCCAAACCCCUUGUGGUGAACCUGCAUUUCCGAAACAUGGAUCAUGCAAGAUAGUUGGAAGGGUCGUGUACUAUUCCUGUAAUCGCGGAUAUGCUAUGGUCGGCAAUAGAAGAUCAAUCUGCAUGCCAAACUGUCGCUGGCAAUUUCCAGCACCCUAUUGUAUUGCUUUGUACGUUGGACCAAGAGGUCCUAAAGGUCCACGAGGCCCAGCUGGAGCACCCGGUGCUAAAGGUGAAAAUGGACAACCUGGACAAGUGGGCUGGAGAGGUUCCAAUGGAAUACCAGGAAAGACAGGCGCAGUGGGUUCUCCUGGAGCAGCUGGCAUGCCUGGAUGGCCUGGUUCACGGGGUGCAAUGGGUUUUCGGGGUCGGAGAGGUAUUAACGGACACGAUGGGAUGCCAGGACGCAAAGGAGGUCGUGGAGAAACAGGGCCAAGGGGACGUAUGGGACCAAUGGGACCUCAGGGACUCAGGGGUGACAAGGGGGAUAGUGGACCAAUGGGAAUGGCUGGGGCUGAUGCUGUUGCACUAACAUCUGCAUUUUCAGUUGCACUUGGCACGAGUGUCACUUCAGUUGCCGUACCAAUAGUUUGGCAGAGAACAAUCUACAAUGGAGAUGGGGACUUCCAGGUUAGCUCAGGCAUUUUCCUUUGUAGGAUAUCUGGUGUGUAUCGCUUUACAUACAUCUUCCAAAUCUACACAACAAAUGCAUAUGUAGUUUUCAAAGUAAACGGUGUUAUUGUGUGGAGCACCUACCAGUCUUUUAAUUCCUACUAUGAAGUUGCAUCUGCCAGCUUAAUUAUAGCCAUGAAUCGUGGCGAUAAAGCCUGGUUGGAGAUAAAAGAUGACUGCAAUGGCAUAACUAAGGCAUCUACUUUCCUAGGACAUUUGAUAAGUCCAUGUUAUAUAAAGUAACUUUGUGAUGCUGCCUAGAUUUUUCGUGUGCUUUGUUUUUAAUGCCAGUGGUGUUUCCAUGGAUUAAAAAAACGCUGUUCGGAAAAACCUAGCCUUUCACUUUUUGUGUAUCUAAUUCUAAAAAUCAUUUUUGUGAUUCUUAUUUAAACUUACACCUCUGGGAAAUGUUUCUCUUUUACCUAAAUUUAUUCAUAAAAUAAAAUGCAAUGAUGCAGAUCAGUUUUCUGAAUUUUUUAAAUAAUGAAACAGAUAUUUUUAGCAGAUGGCUAACCAGUCCAGACCAUCCUGGUUAGAUUAAGAAACAACUGACUAUGUGUUACAAGCCAUAGACAGAAAAUUAAUGAGAUACAAGUCCCCAUUUCGUUGGUUGCAUUGAAAAUUGUCAUAAAAGCUAAAAGUGUAAUGGUCUUUAGAAAUUGCUGUAUUGUCUGCAAACAUUUCCUGCUGAAAUUAACCUUCUGAUCAAUGGAAACAGUCUUGGCUUAGUCUUUAUUCAGCCCACUGAAAUCGAAAUACAUUUCCGUCACCUUUGUUUUUGCUACGUUACUAUAUAAUGGGGAACAGAAAUAUGGGGAAGAGGGGGUAACUCGAUCAAUGUGCAUGGAAAAGGAAUGUAUUUUCAGAUGUGCCCACGUUAAGAAUAAUACAGACAGCAACUCACCAUGCUAGUGGCGAUUUAAUGUUGAUAAAGAUACGUUAUUUUAGUUGCUUUCUGCAUCCAGAGAACAAUUAUUAUUUCAUCUGUAAUUGAACACUGUGAACAAGUAUUAAUUUGAAGGGGUUUCUACUCUACUUCCUGUUGAAGAUCAUUCCUCAUCACUAGGCCAUGAAUCUGCAUUACUUCACAAUUAUCCAUUUUGAUGGAUUUUCACCCAUAACCCCAGCUGCACAACAUUAUUUCUGACAGAAAACAUGUGACAAUGCUCAGGCGAUCAAAAUGCCUCUUCAGGACUAUGCAUAGUUUGAAACCUUUAAGGGAUUUAUUAAACGCAGACUUGCAAAUAGCCAUUCACAAGGUUAGCAAAUAAUGUAUUAUCCACAUCACUGGGUGCACAUCUGACCUCCUGCAGUGGCAGGAGUUUACUGCUCAGUGUUAGAGGUGAAGAACAAUACAACACUGCUGUUUGAAUCAAAACCAAAAAAAAAAAAAAUUGUGAAAUGCUUAGCAGUUCAGGCAUCAUUCACAAUGAGAAACAGAAUCAAUGUUUCAGUUGAUGGACUUUCUUUAGAGCCUGCUCUCUCCUAUGUUCAAUUCAUGAUCCACAUCUGAUUUGUCUCCUCGCAAUACUGAUUAAUUAGACCUAUUAAUGUGAAAAUAAUUUUGUUGGUUGAUGUUCCCUAAUUGGAUACAUUCUAACAAUUUUAACAUUUGAAAUGUUCUGGACAAUAGAAUCACUUUAAAAUCUGGUGUAUUGACGAGCCCAUGAAAUUACUGGGCUUGUUAGAACUGUCCUUUUGAAAUGUAGUUUCCUGUGAAAAAUUAACUGUACGGAGAUCUUGAAAGAUACACAAUAAAGAAUAUUGCACUCUCACCCAGUGCCAGACUCUAGCGCAUUUGUUACCCACCCAGUUUGCACAAGUAAUGAAACAAAAAACUCCCUUGUUACUGUCUUCUCUGUUUGAAACUGAACUCCAAUGAUUGCCAUAUGAUUCAAUAAGGCAUGACUUCUGGUAACUGACUAUAUCUCCCUUCCCUGGUUGAUGUGACGAGUGAAAUAUUUAACUUUCAGAUUGAUCAACUUUGGAGCCAUAAUAGGGUUA
Molecule: messenger RNA, 2868 nt
Organism: Leucoraja erinaceus (little skate)
Lineage: Eukaryota; Metazoa; Chordata; Chondrichthyes; Rajiformes; Rajidae
Product: complement C1q tumor necrosis factor-related protein 7-like
Exons: 5
Coding region: 19-1107 (362 amino acids)
Molecular function (GO): protein binding
Source: RefSeq, a predicted model, not a curated record